AUGGCAGUGGCAAGCACAGUCACCCACCCUGGUAAAACCAGCCUGGAUUACUAUAGGAAUGACAGCACGGUGCUGUCCCUGUAUAGAAACCCAGUGAACGAUACAGACUUCAUGUGCGACAAGAGGCAGGUCAGGCAGUUUGCUCAAGCCUUCCUGCCGGUGUUUUUCUGGCUCAUCUUCUCUGUAGGCACAGUAGGAAACAUCUUGGUCGUGCUUGUCUAUUGCAAAUACCGUUUCAGGAGGAGCAUGAUGGAUCUGUACCUGCUGCACCUGGCCAUUGCGGACCUGCUCCUCCUUUUCACCCUCCCCUUCUGGGCCAAGGCUGCCUCCGAUGGCUGGAUCUUCAAGAACUUCAUGUGCAAAGUCGUCAACAGCAUGUAUAAGAUCAACUUCUACAGCUGCAUCUUGUUUCUAACCUGCAUCAGCUUUGACAGGUACAUCACUAUUGUCCAAGCGGCAAAAGCUAAAACUUCUAGGCAAAGGUGGCUCCUGCGCAGCAAACUCAUGUGCUUGGCUGUCUGGCUGGCAUCCGUGGGCCUGUGCAUCCCAGAAAUCAUGUACAGCCAAAGCAUGAGGGUGGAUGACAUAACAGUUUGCAAGAUUACAUACCCGCCAAAUGUCAGCAUGUCCUUCAGAGCUAGUGUCCUGGCCUUGAAAGUCACAAUUGGAUUCUUCCUCCCGCUCCUUGUCAUCAUUAUUUGUUACGCCCUUAUCAUCAACACCCUCCUGCAAGCCAGAAGAACCCAAAAACAGAAGUCCCUGAAGAUCAUCGCCACGAUCGUCACCGCUUUCCUCCUUUCUCAGUUCCCAUACAAUAUUGUUUUGCUGGUCAAAGCCAUCAACACCUACACCAGGGUGGCAUAUAGCUGUCAGGCUGCCAACCAGCUGGACAUCGGGCUGCAGGUCACCCAGAGCAUCGCCUUCCUCCACAGCUGCCUCAACCCCUUCCUCUACGUCUUUGCUGGGGAGCGGUUCAGGACGGCGCUAGGCAGGAUGUUGCCAAGCGGCAGCUCCUGUCGGAGCGGGGGCCAAGAGCAGUGCCCCCCUGCCUAUGACAGCCAGGAGCACAGCUCAAACUGGUCCUUUGCCAUGCUGGGCAGGCGGCGGGUGAGAAGCUCGCUGACCCUCAGCACCCAUUUGACCUCUGCCGUUAUGGCCCCUCCUUGCCAAGUCCUCUUGUAA
This is a messenger RNA of Phalacrocorax carbo (great cormorant), 1182 nucleotides long. The record is from RefSeq and is a predicted model, not a curated record. Lineage: Eukaryota; Metazoa; Chordata; Aves; Suliformes; Phalacrocoracidae.